Molecule: messenger RNA, 1089 nt
Organism: Symbiodinium sp. CCMP2592
Lineage: Eukaryota; Dinophyceae; Suessiales; Symbiodiniaceae
Source: the annotation of a GenBank genome assembly
AUGGCAUCCUUGGAUGAGUGGGAUGCUGUUCGUGCAAAGGACCCAUCGGCGCAAAUGGUUGGCGGAAAAAUGCUGAUAGGCAUUAAGGACUACGAAGAGCUCGGACAGUCCAGCCUAGAUGAUGCAAACUGGAAGGCCAGACUUGUGUGCACUGGAAACUUCAUUCGUAAUGCUGCCGGGCAUGUUGUAUGGUCGGUUGACAGCAUGUAUGCGGCGCCCGUUGAUCUUCACAAUGCUCGACUUGUCGUGGGCUUCGGUGCCAAGCGUGGCUGUGUGUUGCAAGCGGACGUGAAAUCCGCUUACUUGCAGGCCUUGUUAGGCGGCAACGCCACAUGGUUGAAAAUCCCCAAGUCUUUGAUGCAUCUCUUCCCUCAGCGUGCACGAUCCAUGCGGGAACCCGUUGUGCGCUUGAUACGUGCUCUUUACGGGCACCCGCGUGCUGGAUCCGAUUGGGAUGCCCAUCUUCGUUCACAGUUGCUGAAACAUGGUUGGCAGCCGAUUGCCAAUCAGAAGGGUCCCCUGAGAAAGGUUGACACGCCCAUGACGGAUGAAGAUCUUGAGUCCGAGUACGGUCAUUUGCCUUCGAAGCAGACCGACGUGUUGGUUGAUGCCGACCAUGGGGGAUGUUUGGACACAGCCCGCAGCACCUCAGGGUGGAAUGUAUACCUAUCCAGUUCCGAUGGCUCGACGCAUGCACUCAUUGAUUGGGCAUCGCGCCGCCAGCAGUCCACACCAAAAUCGACUGGCGAGGCCGAGACGGUCGCCGGUGCAGAAUGUUUGCAAAGCUUCCUGCCGAUUUUGGACGUGGUAGAAACCGUUGUGGGCAAUCCAGUUCCUUGUGCCCUGCUCACAGAUUCUGAUGCUGCACGUGCUGCAAUGAAGAACGGCUACAGCCGGAAGAUGAGAUAUCUCAAGAAGACCCAACGCAUUUGUUUGGGGUUCAUCGGCGAUGCCAUUCAGGAAGCUUGUACUGUAGAACGUGUAGAUACAGAUGACAACGAUGCUGAUUUGCAUACAAAGCCGCUGGCACGACAAGCCUUUCACAAGUUCCGUUCGCAAAUGGGCGUCUGUGACGUCUCAUGUGCAUGA